GAAGGUAUACUUGUACCUUAAUUUGGUGACAUUGUUUCAAAAACUACUUAAGUCUCCCAAUUAACCUAGAUUAUAACAUUGCAGAGUGUAGAUCAAGUGGAAUUAGAUAAAUGUUCUUGUCAACUGUCUCAUUGUUUGAACAACGAUUACGUAGAAUUCGUGUUCAACCACAUUGCCGUAGUUGAAUGACACGCUACAGAUGAAAUAAAUUACAAUUCAUUAAUACCGAUAAAACCAAUGUCCCAUAUCUGAGCUGCGUAUGAAAACAGUAACUUGAUACCUAUAUUGAAACUCGAUUCCAAUGCAAUAUCUAAAAACAUGCAUUUCUGAAAUAGAAAAUGAUAAGGGAAUUUCAGUCGGAGCGAGUUGGUACAUCGAUUCGUAUGUGUUAAUCGAGAACAAACAAAUCGGAGUUCGACGUGUUGUUGAACCGCCAAUAGUGAUGUUCAGCUAGUUGGGAAAAGUCGUGACUUCGUGAGCCCGUGCCUUUAGCGUACUUUCUUAAUCUACACAGUUCUAGUUCCUCUCCACACGCGUAAUCCGUCCAACAUAUCCGUCGAAAUUUCAAAAUGAGAAAAUUCACUACGAAAAUAUUUGUCUGUGUAUUGUUUUCCGCUGUUUUUAUAAUUACUUUACACAAUUAUCACAUACAACAGAGAAAUAUUAGUUUACUCAAGAGUAAAGACCGAUAUUUUGAGUUCAAGAAAGCCGGCAUGAAGUAUAUACUGCUUUGGACUAAACAAGAAAACAUACCGUUUGCGUACAUAGGACUAGGGCAAAGUGGAUUUAUUGGUAGAAAUUGUGAAUAUACAAAUUGCAUAGUCAGUGAUAAUGAGAGUGACCUGGGAAGUACUGCAGCAUUCGACGCAGUACUGUUCGCCGGACCUGAGUUGAUAGGAACGUUCGUUUCCUUACCGGAGGAGCGACUGCCAUACCAAAAGUUCGUAUUUGCUAGCAUAGAGUCACCAGGAAAUUAUCCGUUGUGUCGCCAUAAUUUUAAUGGAUACUUCAACUGGACGUGGACCUAUAAAUUAGGUUCGGAUUUACGAUGGGGCUACAUCACAAUAAAGGAUGCCAAUAACACCAUUGUUGGCCCAAAGAAAGAUAUGAAUUGGAUACCGUGGAAGGAGAUGGAUCCUGUGAACGCGACUUUUAAGAAACAGCUGAAGAGUAAAAGUAAAGCGGUCGCCUGGUUUGUUUCUCACUGUCAAUCUAGAAGUAGACGUGAAGAUUACGCAGCUGUGCUUAAAGAAGAAUUAAUGGUACGAUAUGAUUUAAACAUAGAUGUUUAUGGAGAUUGUGGAUCAUAUUCAUGUCCUCGCGAAGAAGAAGAUAAAUGUAAUGAGUUGAUAGCAAAAGAUUAUUUCUUUUAUCUAUCCUUUGAAAAUGCUUUCAGUGAAGAUUAUGUUACAGAGAAAUUGUUGCAUCCCUUGCAAAAUAAUGCUGUACCCAUUGUUUUUGGAGGAGCUAACUACAGCAGGUUUCUGCCAGAGCAAUCAUAUUUAAACGCCAGAGAUUUUACAACUGAUGAGCUAGCAGGAACUAUACAUGAUUUAAUAAACAAUCCUGACGACUACGCCGAGUAUUUCAGAUGGAAGAAAUACUAUUCAUACCAUAAAACAACGAAGGUAAAAGAAACCAAUGAAUAUUGUCAGAUGUGCGCUGCGCUUAAUGACGAUAAACUUAUAGAAACAACAUCGGUUUACAAUUCCUUCAAAGAGUUUUGGGAAGUUUAUACUUUUUGUUAACCGAAAACCUAAAAAGGAGGAGAUUCUCAAUUCGAAUUUUGUGUUUAUUGAAGUAAUGUGGCAAUGAGUGAUUUUUUGUGGUAUUCUUUCAAAAUAGACCGGAUAGAGAUGAAUUUUGGGUAAUUUUAACAUCUGUUAAAUCGUGGAUUCUGAUAAAUGAUAAUUUGACACUAUAAUGUUGUUGUGGAUGUGUGUGCAUUGUCAAGUACAAAGUGAUGGUCAUGAGUGAUGUUCAAUUUCCAGUAUUACAGUCGUUGUAUGAAUAGGACGAUUUUUUUAUACUUUGUUACAAAAUAAUAAAUGAGUUUUGAAAAUUGCACAAAACGUUUUUUAUUCCGCUAUAAAAUUGAACGAAAUGGUAAAGAGUAAUAGCCUGAUACAAAACUCAUGCAUGAAAUUGUGUUUGCGAAAUUAUAGUUUUGAUACCAUUGACUUUACAAGUACAUCUUUUGUUUUAAUUUUUUGCAUUAUGAUAUUAUGUUACCAUUAAAAUGAUACAGGGUUAGCAUACACAUCUGCAUUUGAACUAAUGAAAUCUUAUAAAUACCUACACUUGGUUAUGUCAAUAAGGAUGUUGCAAUGUAAGUUAGCUCUCAGGGAGACCAUAUUUGACCAAUUAACGCCUCUGUGUAAGUACAGUCACGCGCAACAAGAUGAAGACCACUUUACAAUGUACAUGUUGCUUUCUGCGGGUUUACUCGGGUCCCCAGAAAAUUAUUUCGCACUCCCACAUAAAUAGUUGUCAACAAUCAUUUCCUAAAUAUCUUUUCUUUAACAAACAGCUCCCAUAAUAUACUAUUAUACUAAAGUCAUUUUAGUAACUCCCUAUAUGUUAUUUUUGUAAGUGUACAUCAUACAUGUUUUGUUAUGCGAGUGUAUUUUUAUAAGAGGUCAACAACCUUUGAUGUAGGUAAUUUUUAAUGCUGACUUUAUCAAAGUUACGAUAAUUUACUUAUAAGCAAUUCCUAAAAAGGUUUUCAAUUCAAUCGCGUUUUGAGUAGUUGUGAACAACAUUUCUCUUAUUUUUGAGGCUUUUUAUAUGCAGUGUAUGUUCUUAUUUUUAAUAUAAUAUAUUUAUUGUAAUUUUAAUAUGUAUUAACAAAGGUAUUGCUUUUCCUACAAUAAUUUAAUUUUUUGAAUGUUUUCCCUUAUAGCUGUAUGUUCAUAAAAACCUAUGAUUUGUACAAUAUACUAAAAAGUAAAAAGUCAUGCCUGUA
Molecule: messenger RNA, 2965 nt
Organism: Helicoverpa armigera (cotton bollworm)
Lineage: Eukaryota; Metazoa; Arthropoda; Insecta; Lepidoptera; Noctuidae
Product: alpha-(1,3)-fucosyltransferase C
Exons: 2
Coding region: 570-1748 (392 amino acids)
Cellular component (GO): membrane
Molecular function (GO): fucosyltransferase activity
Source: RefSeq, a predicted model, not a curated record